This is a messenger RNA of Gekko japonicus, 1112 nucleotides long. Its product is annotated as gastrula zinc finger protein XlCGF17.1-like. The record is from RefSeq and is a predicted model, not a curated record. Gene Ontology annotation, molecular function: RNA polymerase II cis-regulatory region sequence-specific DNA binding; DNA-binding transcription factor activity, RNA polymerase II-specific. Gene Ontology annotation, biological process: regulation of transcription by RNA polymerase II; central nervous system development. The transcript has a single exon. NCBI's taxonomy places the organism in Eukaryota, Metazoa, Chordata, Lepidosauria, Squamata, Gekkonidae. The annotation marks the transcript as partial. Gene Ontology annotation, cellular component: nucleus.
AAGGGAGUCAGUCAGAGUGGCCAUCUUCAGCAGCACCAAAGCACCCACGCAGGGGAGAAGGCUUUUGAAUGCUCAGAGUGUGGGAAGAGGUUCAGUCGGAGUAGCCAUCUUCAACAACAUCUAAGAACCCACACAGGGGAGAAGCCUUUUGAAUGCUCAGAGUGUGGGAAGGGAUUCAGUCAGCAUGGUGCACUUCAAAGGCAUCUAAGAACCCACACUGGGGAGAAGCCUUUUGAAUGCUCAGAAUGUGGGGAGAGAUUCAGUGCGAGUGGCCAUCUGCAGCAGCAUCGAAGAACCCAUACUGGGGAGAAGCCUUUUGAAUGCUCAGAGUGUGGGAAGGAAUUCAGUCACAGUGGCCGUCUUCGUCUGCAUUUAAGAAUCCACACAGGGGAAAAGCCUUUUGAAUGCUCAGAGUGUGGGAAGAGAUUUACUCAAAGUGGUAAUCUUCAGAAGCACCGAAGAACCCACACAGGGGAGAAACCUUUUGAAUGCUCAGAGUGUGGGAAGAGAUUCAGUCAGAGUGACAAUCUUCAACAACAUCUGAGAACCCACACUGGGGAGAGGCCUUUUGAAUGCUCAGAGUGUGGGAAGGGAUUCAGUCACAUUGGCACUCUUCAGGUGCAUCUAAGAACCCAUACAGGGGAGAAGCCUUUUGAAUGCUCAGAGUGCGGGAAGGGAUUUAUUCAGAGUGGUGAUCUUCAAAAGCAUCUAAGAACCCACAACGGAAAGAAGCCUUUUGAAUGCUCAGAGUGCGGGAAGGGAUUUAUUCAGAGUGGUGAUCUUCAAAAGCAUCUAAGAACCCACAACGGAAAGAAGCCUUUUGAAUGCUCAGAGUGUGGGAAGAGAUUUAGUCAGAGUGGUAACCUUCAGCAGCACCGAAGAACCCACACAGGGGAGAAACCUUUUGAAUGCCUGGAGUGUGGGAAGGGAUUCAGUCAGCGUGGCGAUCUUCAAAGGCAUCUAAGAACCCACACAGGUGGAAGCCUUUUGAAUGCUCAAAGUGUGGGAAUGGAUUCAGUCACAAUGGCAAUCUUCAAGAACAUCUAUGAACCCACACAAGGAGAAGAUAUGUGAUUGCUUAGUCCAGAGGUGUCAAACUCAUUUGUCACAAU